AUGAAUUUUGAAGAAAAGGAAGAUAAGGAUGGAGUCAGACUAACAUGGAAUAAUGUUCCGAAGUCGAAACUUCAAAACCAAAGAAAUGUCAUCCCAUUGUCUGCCCUUUACACCCCACUCAACAACAAAUCAAAAAUACCUUGUUUAGACUCAUCAUCUAUAGUAAGAUGUCGACAAUGUAAGGCAUUCUUGAAUCCUUACGUAACGAUGAAUCAUGAGUCUUCAGAUGUAUGGUACUGUCAAUUCUGCUCGUUUGGCAAUCGAUUAGCGGUCACAGACACAGGUCACUAUCCCCACCCUAUGCAAUCUGAAUACUCGACUGUUGAAUAUUCAACAGGACGCGAUUCUAAGCUCCCUCCUAUAUUCUGGUAUGUUGUUGAUACAUGUUUUGAAGGAGAGGAUGUCGAAGAUGCCUACCAAUCUCUUCGCGAACUGUUGACCUUGUCAGUGUCGUUGCUCCCAUCUCAUUCCUUGGUUGGCUUCAUAAGUUUUGGAAAGCAUGUUCAAUUGCAUGAUUUACUGGAUCCACAUAGGAGCCAUACAUUCAACGGCUCCAAGGAUUACACAUUGGAACAGGUACAAAAAAUCUUAGGCAUCAACACUACAAGAACUGGGAACACGUCCACUUUAGGUUCGGUCGCCCAAAAGUUUCUUCAGCUGGUAGAUAUUGCGGAGUAUCAGCUAUGCAACAUUAUCGAGAAUCUUGUCAACAAUACGUUCCCACAUGACAACGGCAAACUGCGACCCGAAAGAUCUACUGGAUGUGCUAUUAACGUCGCAUCAUUGAUUCUCGAGGGAAUUUUAGGGAAAGGAAAUUUGGCGGGAGGUCAUAUCAUGUGUUUCGUCAGCGGAGCCACAACGAAUGGACCUGGAAAAAUCGUUGGAACUCCUUUGAAAGAGCCAAUAAGAUCACACCAUGAUAUCGAAAAAUCAAUACUGACAACAUUACCAAAUAUUCCAAGCGGAGGUACAAAGGUCGAUGUACUGCUUUUUAAGCAGGCUAAGACAUUUUAUGGACGAGUGGCCAAAGUAUUAGUCAGUAUGGGAAUGAGCUGCGACAUAUUUGUUGGUUCAUAUGAUCAAGUAGGCCUUUAUGAAAUGGAUGAGGUCUGUACAAAAACCGGAGGAACUGUUGUGAUGUGCGAUUCGUUCAACACAUCAAUGUUCAAGCAAAGUUUUGUUCGAUUUUUCCGCAAGAUAGACGACGAUCCGAGUUCAGAUCUUGACAUGGCAUUCAAUGCUACCUUAGAGUGCCGAACCACUAAGGAUCUCCAAAUACAGGGUUUGGUUGGGCACGCGAGUGCUCUUCCUUUACGGAAAGACAAAUUUGUUGAAUCUUCUGUUCUGUCACACAAAAUAGGAGAAGGAGGUACUAAUGCAUGGAAAUUAUGCAGUGUGAAUCCCCAAUCCACAUACGCAAUAUACUUCGACAAACUUGAUUCUUCGCUGAUUGGAUAUGCCUUUAUACAAUUCACAUUUCAUUACGAACAUCCAAGCGGAGAAAUGAGGCUAAGAGUUACUACUGUUCCGCUUCCUGUUAUUGCAGAUUCUGACGCUCAAAACAUAGAGCUCGGUUUUGAUCAAGAAGCAGCAGUAGUAUCAAUAGCAAGAAGCUCAAUUGUCAAACUUGACUCAAAUAUCCUAAGCGCAGAGAAAAAAACUUACAAUCAAGACGAUGUUGUGAAACAUUUAGAUAAGUUGCUUAUUGAUUUUUGUACCAGAUUUGCAGUAUUCCAAAAAGGUGUGAUCAAUUCCUUUCGCUUAUCGAGCAGUUAUGCAAUGCUACCUCAAUUCACCUAUCAUUUACGUCGUUCCCCUUUCAUCAGAGUUUUUAAUAAUUCCCCUGAUGAGACGAGCUACGUGAGACAUGUUUUUAUGCAUGAGGAUGUGAAUAAUGCCUUAAUUAUGAUUCAACCUUCUCUUCUCUCUUACGAUGUGGAGACUUUUGGAACAGAAGACCAAAAUGGGGAGGUGAUAAGCGACCCAGAACCGGUUCUUUUGGAUUCUAUGUCUUUAGGACCGACGAAAAUUCUCCUUCUCGACACAUUUUUUCAUAUCUUGAUAUACCACGGUGACACCAUAGCCCAGUGGAGAAAGGCCAAUUAUCAGGAUUUAGAGGGUUACGAACAUUUUAAGGAAUUUUUAGAAGCGCCAAAGAGGGAAGCUAUGGAAAUAUUAAUGGAUAGAUAUCCAUUGCCUAGGUUCAUAGACUGCGAUGAGGGAGGCUCACAAGCUAGAUUUCUCAUGGCAAAAUUGAAUCCGUCAACAAGCUACUCUACGAAUCCUAAUCAGUUAUAUGGAAACAAUGGUCCGGAGGUGCUCACUGAUGAUACCAGUCUCCAGACUUUUAUGGACCAGAUCCAGCGUAUAGUUGUUGGUAAAAAAUAA
This is a messenger RNA of Clavispora lusitaniae ATCC 42720, 2388 nucleotides long. RefSeq lists its product as uncharacterized. The record is from RefSeq and is a predicted model, not a curated record. Gene Ontology annotation, biological process: COPII-coated vesicle budding; endoplasmic reticulum to Golgi vesicle-mediated transport; COPII-coated vesicle cargo loading. Gene Ontology annotation, cellular component: endoplasmic reticulum exit site; COPII vesicle coat. NCBI's taxonomy places the organism in Eukaryota, Fungi, Ascomycota, Pichiomycetes, Serinales, Metschnikowiaceae. Gene Ontology annotation, molecular function: zinc ion binding; GTPase activator activity.